Molecule: messenger RNA, 5804 nt
Organism: Oxyura jamaicensis (ruddy duck)
Lineage: Eukaryota; Metazoa; Chordata; Aves; Anseriformes; Anatidae
Gene: PDCD11
Product: programmed cell death 11
Exons: 36
Coding region: 31-5532 (1833 amino acids)
Biological process (GO): rRNA processing
Cellular component (GO): nucleus; small-subunit processome; nucleolus
Molecular function (GO): protein binding; RNA binding
Source: RefSeq, a predicted model, not a curated record
GCGGCGGCCGGCAGCGGGAGAAGUGCAAGCAUGGCAUCCAUAGAAGAAAACUUUCCCCGAGGGGGAAUUCCGAAGAAACCCACAGAGAAAACAGGAAAAACACCCAAACCAACGAUAGAACAGGACAACUUGUUUGAUGUUCGCCAUGAAGAACAAUCCCAGAAAAGGAAAAGGAAUCAGGAGGAUCUAGGAAAGCAGAAAAAGUUCAAGGCAGACAGAAAAGCUAAUGCUAAAGACAAUACUACAAAUAUUGAACCACUCACAAUUGAGCACCUUUGUGAGGGGAUGCUGCUCCUGGGUUGUAUAAAAGAGGUCAGUGACUUUGAGCUCGUCAUCAGCUUGCCCAAUGGACUUACAGGAUUUGUGCCAGUCACGCAGAUCAGCGAUGCUUACAGCAACAUGCUGAGCAAGCAGGUGGCCCAAGGGGAACUCUUGGAGGACUUGCAUUCUCUCUCGGACAUGUAUUCUCCAGGGAUACUGGUCAGAUGCAUUGUGACCAGCGUUGAGAAAAGUGCUGAUGGUCGUCGGAGUGUCAAAUUAUCAAUCAACCCCAAAAAUGUCAAUAAGGGUCUGAAUGCUACAGCACUAACAUCAGGAAUGCUGCUCUCUGGCUUUGUGUCUAGUGCAGAAGACCAUGGCUAUCUCAUUGAUAUUGGAGUCAGCGGGACUCAUGCUUUUCUGCCUCGUCAGAAAGCCCAAAAUUACGUCAAGAGAGGGCCUGACUUGAAAAUAGGUCAGAACCUGAACUGUGUCAUCGAGGAAGUAAAGAAUGAGGGAAGAAUUGUCCGUUUAUCUGUGGAUCGAUCAGAGGUUGCUGCAUCCCUUGCAACAGAGCAACAGAACUGGACGCUCUCUAAUUUACUGCCAGGGCUGGUGUUGAAAGCUAAAGUGCAGAAGGUAGAUCCACUGGGGAUCAGACUGACCUUUCUGUCUUCCUUCUCUGGCGUUGUGGAUUUCAUGCAUGUGGACCCAGAUAAAUCCAUGAACUAUUCUCCAAAUCAAGUGGUGAAAGCCUGCAUCCUCUCUGUUCACCCCACCUCCAAGGUGGUGCGGCUUACUCUGCGGCAGGCGUUCCUCAACCCUGGAGGAUCCCCAAACCAAGUCUCCAGUGAUCGAAUAGGGGCAGUGGUGGAGGAGUCAACAGUGAAGUCUUUCUACAAGCAGUUUGGUGCCAUCUUUAAGCUUGAUGAUGGCACUUAUGCAUUUGCACGGUUGAAACAUCUGUCAAAAACCAGAAAAUCCUUUAAACCUGCAUCAUUCAAGGCAGGAUAUAAACAUAAAUGUCGUAUCAUUGACUACAGCCUGAUGGACGAGAUGUGUAUUGUAUCUCUGAAGUAUCAAGUUAUUGGAGCUCGUUUUCUGCUGUACCGGGAUAUUCACACAGGGGAUGUGGUGCAGGGCAGAGUGUUGGCUCUGAAACCUAUUGGGAUGCAGGUGAAAGUGACUGAUGGAAUUAAAGGGCUUGUGCCAUCCAUGCAUCUUGCAGAUGUGAUCCUGAAGCAGCCUGAGAAGAAGUACAAGAUAGGAGAUGAAGUCAAGUGUCGGGUGCUAGAGUGCAAUCCUGAAGAAAAGAAGCUAUUCCUUACUUUAAAGAAAACUCUUAUUCAAUCAAAACUUCCAAUCCUCUCCAAUUACGAAGAUGCAGUACCGGGUCUGAUCACACAUGGCUUUGUGGUGUGUGCAAGGGAAUUUGGCUGCAUUGUAAAGUUCUACAAUGAUGUCAAAGGUCUGGUACCAAAGAAUGAGUUGAGCACAGAGCCCAUAUCUUGUCCUGACAAAGUCUUCCAUGAAGGCCAGGUUGUUAAAGUAAUGGUUUUAAAAUGUGAGCCUGAGCAGGAAAGGCUCUUGCUGUCCUUCAAGUUAUCAAGCAGGUCUGCGCCUGAGGGCAACAGUGAACAUACUCCAAAGAAGAAAUGGGAAGUGAAAUAUCAAAUAGGAGAGAUGGUUGAUGUGAAAGUCUUGAAGAAGAAAGAGAAUGGGCUAGAGGUUUCUAUCUUAGAAGACGAAGGCAAUGUGAUAGCCUUGCUUCCCACAGUGUACCUCUCUGACUUUGUUGCUAACUGCAAGCUCCUGUGGCACUGUCUUCAAGAGGGAGAUGUUUUGCCCAGAGUUAUGUGCCUAAGUGACAAGGGGGACCGUAUUAUCUUGUGCAGGAAGUCUGCGGUGAUUUCUGCUGUACAGGAGGAGCAAGUUGUGAGAAAUUUCUCUGAAAUCCAGCCUGGGAUGCUGUUGACUGGUUACGUGAAGAAUGUUAUGCACUUUGGAGUGUUUGUGGAGUUCCCUUUUGGUGUGACAGGACUGGCACCCAAAGUGAACAUGAGUGACAAGUUUGUGACAGACACCAAGGACCACUUUGUGGUGGGACAGACCGUGAUUGCGAAGGUGAUGAGCAUUGAUGAGGAGAAGCAGCGUGUGCUCCUUAACCUGAAGGUCUCAGAGUGCAGCUCAGGCAAUCCAGCUGCAGAGAGCUUUUCCCUACUGAAUCAAUAUUUCAAGGAGGUGAAGGAAAUCAGGAGCUUACUGAAAAGAAGAGGAGAGUCUGGCAUAGCCCGAAGCCUUUGUGAAUUGAUGCCUGGGAAGGAGCUGCAGCUGGUUGUGCAGGAUGUGAAGGAGGAUGGCUCAGCACUGUUCAGUGGCAGCUGUGUCACAGGCUUGACUGUAACAGCCACUCGCUAUCAUUUGGGAGGUAGAAGUAUUGCUCCUGGUGAGAAGACAAAGGGAUUGGUUCUUCAUGUGGAUGCUCUCACAUCCAAGGUGUAUAUUUCUCUUCGAGAAGAGCUGUUAAAGCAAAGACCCAAGCAACAACUCACAGAGAACUCCCAGCACUCUGCCAUUGUGCAGCACAUAGCAGAAGAGUUUGCCAUUGUGUCUCUGGAAACAGGCCAGCUGGCAGCUAUCCCCAUAGCCUCUCACUUCAAUGAUACCUUCCGCUUUGACUCAGAAAAACUGAAGGUGGGACAAACAAUCUAUGCAACCCUAAAAAUGGUGAAGGUGAAUGACCAUGGAGUCCUGUUGGCAGUACAAGACCGAGCAAAGAAGAAUGUUUUUGUAAGGGUCCGGAAAGAAUCCGAGACGACAUUAGAAGAGACGCUUGCUGCUGCUGUGACACACUCUCUUUCCGUGGGGGAUAUUGUCACUGGUACUGUUAAAUCCGUCAAACCAACCCAUGUCACAGUUGCUAUUGAUGACAAGGUGACAGGUUCAAUCCAUGCAUCCCGGAUUCUGGAUGAAGUGCCCAUAGACUCUUUUCCAACAUACACUCUGAAAGCUGGACAGAAGGUGACUGCCCGGGUCAUUGGAGGCAGAGAUGUGAAUACUCACAGGUAUCUGCCCAUCACCCAUCCACACUUCACACGGUCUAUUCCAGAGCUCAGCAUUCGACCAAGUGAAAUAGAAGGGAAAGCUGAAACAAUGGAAGAUGGCACCCUCAAGAAACCUGGACUCUACGAUGUUGGACAGACAGUCACCUGUUUUGUGAAGAAGUAUAACAUCCUCAAAAAUUGGCUGGAGGUAGAAGUCACCUCUGAUAUUCGAGGAAGAGUCCCUCGUCUGAUGCUGUCUCUGAGCACUAAGGUUUUAAAACAUCCAGAAAAGAACUUCAAAAAUGGACAAGCAUUGUCUGCUACAGUGACUGGAACAGGUGUCACCGAAACAAACCUCUUCUUGUCACUCACAGGAAUUCCAUCACUGCAGCAAGGUACCAUCACUGUAGGUGUGAUAGCAAAGAUGAUUCCUCACAUUGGUUUGACCAUCACGCUGCCAGGUGGGAAGACUGGCAAAGUCAGUAUUUUUCACCUGAGUGAUAAGUACACAGAGAAUCCUCUGAGCGACUUCAAAAUUGGCAAGGUUGUCAGGUGUUACAUCCUCGCCAACGAGAAUGGCAAAAUCCAGUUAUCUCUUCGGCAAUCCAGGCUAAACCCAAGGAACAGCAACAAAGUGGAGGAUGCUGAAAUAACAUCUAUUAAGGAUGUUAAAAAAGGCCAGCUAGUAAGAGGCUAUGUCAAAUCAGUCACUCCAUCAGGCGUAUUCUUUAGCUUGUCUGCAUCUCUUCAGGGCCGAAUCUUGUUCCAGAAUGUUUCCACUUACUAUGUACAGAAAUACUCCUUAUAUGAGAAAUACCUGCCUGAAGGAAAGCUUCUCACUGCCAAGGUCCUUAGUGUAAAUGAAAAAGAAAAUCACGUUGAGCUGUCUCUCCUGCCUGAACACACUGGGAUGCCAAGUGUCUUGCCUGAAUCCCUAGGCUUACCACGCCGUGGUUCAGGGGAAGAGAAAAGAGAAGAUGACAAGGAAAAGAGAGACGAGCUUAAAAGGAAGACAAAACAGAGGAGAGGGAGCUCUGAAAUUGAGCAGGAAGCAAAGCCAAAAAAAAGGAAGGUCUGUCCAACAGAUGAAAAUGACAGUGGAAUUGAGGUAUAUUACCGGGAAGAGGAAGAUGGUGACCAGGAGGAAGAGGCAGCUGAAAGUAAAUCUAAGAUAAGGAAACGUGGUGAAGCUCCCAGACUGCAGGUUUCCACAGGCUUCACCUGGGAUGAGGACAUGAAAGCAGUGGAUAUGGCUGUACUGAAUCAGAAGGAAGAAAGCUCGGAGAGCGAGGAGGAAGAGGAGAAUCCACAGUCUAAGCCAAAGAAACAAACAAAGAAGGAGAAGGAGCUGGAGAAGCAGAAGAAGGAGAAGGAGCUUUGCAAAUUAGAGGCAGCUCUGAUGGAUCCUAGUCGUCAGCCCCAGUCAGCAGAUGAUUUUGACCGCCUGGUACUGAGCAGUCCCGACAGCUCCAUCCUCUGGCUGCAGUACAUGGCUUUCCACCUCCAGGCUACUGAGAUUGAGAAGGCCAGAGCUGUGGCAGAGAGAGCGCUUAAAACAAUUUGCUUCAGGGAAGAACAAGAGAAGCUGAAUGUCUGGGUUGCUCUGCUGAACUUGGAGAACAUGUACGGUACUGAGGAGACGCUGAUGAAGGUCUUUGAGAGAGCUGUUCAGUACAAUGAGCCUCUGAAAGUCUUCCAGCAUUUGUGUGACAUCUAUGCCAAUUCUGAGAAGUACAAGCAAGCAGAAGAAUUGUACCACACAAUGCUGAGGCGUUUUCGUCAGGAGAAAUCAGUGUGGCUGAAAUACGCCUCCUUCCUCCUGAAGCAAGGCCAGGCUGAGGCUACACACAAGCUUUUGGAGCGUGCUCUCAAGGCUCUGCCCACUAAAGAACAUGUGGAUGUUAUUUCAAGGUUUGCACAGCUGGAGUUCCGUUUUGGGGACACAGAACAUGCCAAAGCCCUCUUUGAUAGCACCCUCAACAGCUACCCCAAGCGGACAGACAUCUGGUCUAUCUACAUGGACAUCAUGAUCAAACAUGGCAGCCAGAAGGAAGUGCGGGACAUCUUCGAGAGGGUCAUACACCUGAACUUGGCACCAAAGAAGAUGAAAUUCUUCUUCAAGCGCUACCUGGAUUAUGAGAAGAAAUAUGGUACAGAAGAAACAAUCUUGGCUGUUAAAACAGCUGCGCUAGAGUAUGUAGAGGCCAAGAGUUCCUUUGCUAACACCUAAAUACAGUACAAGUAAAAGUAGAGAGACUCAGCUCUCCAUGCAAAGUGGGAACUGAGAGGCAUGGAGUUCCAUUGUGGAUGUCUGUGGACAGUGGAUUUCUGGAGAAUAUUGGUCUAUGACCAAACCAAACUGAAAGAUCAAACAAUCUAAAGAAAAGAUCUGAUAAAUGUUUGCAGCUUUGUCUGGAUGUUACAAAUCCUUAUCUGUUGAUGACUUUGAAGACAGUUUUUUUUAAGUAGAGACUGUUUUAUAAUCAAUAGUGUUGGUGCCUU